Messenger RNA from Balearica regulorum gibbericeps (East African grey crowned-crane), 585 nucleotides. Lineage: Eukaryota; Metazoa; Chordata; Aves; Gruiformes; Gruidae. The record is from RefSeq and is a predicted model, not a curated record.
GCAUUCGGGCGCAGCUCCCCACGGCUGGAACUUCAGCCUCUCGCCGCCUUGGAGUUGGCAAAAGUCAUCGAGUUUCUGGGUUUCCCGCUUCCGCAACUAGUGCGGGGUGUUGCGCCGUGGAAGCGCUCGCCUUUGGGCGCGCGAGCGGGGAACUUGCGCGUUUCCUUCACGAACUGCAUGCUGGAGGACCCUGACGAGCUAGCAAUACUGGAAGAGAUCCAGCAAGAACUGAUCUUGCAAGAACAGUCGGUUAUAGAAGAGUACGAGCGAAGCCUGCAGUUUGAUGAAGAAUGUCUCAACGCGAUGCUUGAUGGCUUGGACGCCAGCAACAAGGUCAUCUGCCCAGUGUGUAGAAAGAAUAACCUCACUGUGAGGAAUCACUUUGUCUUCUGCCAGUGUGGAUUAUACAUCAGCACGCAGGGUAUGACAGAAGGGAAGCUUCGGUCGCUUCUAGAAAACACUCUAACAGAGCACAGUCACAGGUGCUUUCACAACCCGGAGUUCACGGUGACCAGUGGAAUGGAGGAGGAAGCCAGUCUUCUCAUGAGCUGCGCGGUCUGCGACUCGUGGAUGAUUCUCCUGUAA